UGGCCAAAAGCGGGUGUUUUCCAAAAAUUUCAAUUGCUCUAUUUUUAGUAUCUUCAAUCUGAACCGGAAGUUUUCUUCGUGACGUCAGGGGUGGAGUAAAUUUGUCCAAAAUGGCGGAUAUGGUGAUGUCUUGCUGUAUCAGUGAGCAUGAAAAAACCCAAAGAAUUCGAAGUAGAGAGAUAGAUAAGAAGCUAAACAGAGACAGACUUACUUUUAGAAGGACUGUGCGAGUGUUGUUGUUAGGCGCUGGUGAAAGUGGCAAAAGCACAUUUCUGAAACAAAUGCGGAUUAUUCACGGACAAGAUUUCGACGAUGAAGCCGUUCGCGAGUUCAGAACUGUUGUUUACAAUAAUAUUGUCAAAGGAAUGCGAGUUCUUAUAGAUGCAAGACAGAAGCUGAAUAUACCGUGGGGAGAUGAAGCCUGUACUAAAGACGCUACUAAAGUGUUUAAUUUCAACAGUAAUUCGAAAUUAGAUGAUACUGUGUUUUGUGAUUAUGUUGAAUCUUUGAAAACGUUGUGGAAAGAUUCGGGAAUUUUAACUGCUUUUGACAGACGUCGGGAAUUUCAACUGGGCGAUUCUCUCAAGUACUUUUUGGAUAGUUUGGAUAGAAUUGGGACUGUGAGCUAUGUACCCAGCAGACAGGACAUCCUCCUGGCCCGUAAAGCCACCAAAGGCAUCAUCGAGCACCAGAUCAUGAUCAAGGGCGUGCCCUUCAUGUUCAUCGACGUGGGAGGUCAGAGGUCGCAGAGACAGAAGUGGUUCCAGUGCUUCGAGGGGAUCACCUCCAUUCUCUUCCUGGCCUCCGCCAGCGAGUUUGACCAGGUCCUGAUGGAGGACCGCAAGACGAACCGGCUGAUGGAGUCGUGCAACAUCUUCGAGACCAUCAUCAACAACCGCAACUUCGCGGCCGUCUCCAUCAUCCUGUUCCUCAACAAGAUGGAUCUGCUGCAGGAGAAGGUGGCCCUGGUCAACAUCUCCGACUACUUCCCCGAGUACCGAGGUGACCCCCACAGCCUGGACGAGGUCAAGCACUUCCUGUGCCAGAUGUUUGACCAACGGCGCCGCGAGCGUUCCAAGCCGCUGUUCCACCACUUCACCACGGCCAUCGACACGGAGAACAUCAAGCACGUGUUCCAGGAUGUCAAGGACACCAUUCUGCACGACAACCUGCGCUCACUCAUGCUGCAGUGAUGGCGUCUGUUUAUGUGUGUGUGUGUGUACAUGUGUGCAUGUGUGUGUGUCCACGUGUGUGUGUGUGUGUCUGUGCUACAUGUGUGUACGUACAUGUGUGUGUGUGUGCGCGCAUGUGUGUGCGUAUUCGAGUGUGAGGGAGACACUGGCCUAUAUCUGUUCUGUCUAGUUCUGUAUCAUCAAAGGCCUCCAACAGAACAAGGCAUGCUAGGCUUCCAUUGUUCUGGAAAAUUCCAGAGUCUGUUUAUGUUUUGGGUUUUUUGGGGGGGUUUUGUUUUUUUUAUGUUUGAAAGUCAAUUAAAUGACUUUGUGAUCUUUGUACAUGUCCUCUGUACAUGCUGGGAACGUUAGUACAUGUCUUCUGUACAUGUUGGAAAGGGCUUCAUUAAUUGUCCACUCAUGUUUUCUACCCAAUAUACUUCUUUGCUGCUUUUACAUGAAGGGAAGCAGACAUCUUUAUAGUCCAGCAACCCUCCUUUCCCCUCUUCCUCGUUUUCCCCGACUAUCCAUCCUGUCCAGUUUAUGGUGCCCACAGGUCUUACAUUGUUGCUUUAUCAUUUCUCCCUGUAUACAAAUCAUUAUUUAUGGAAUGUACACACACACAGUGAACCAGACUUGCCUUCCUCAUCCAGUCAUAGUGUGUGCAGCUCCUGUGACACCCUCUGCUUUAAAAGAUCACAGGACAACCUAGGCUAGUGUGUGUGGGGGCAAAAAGUUUUUGUCUUUACCUGUAGGAAAAGGGGGGGGGAUUUUUUUAUUUUAAAAAAAAAAUUUUUUUUGCUUUUAAGAAAUUUCUGUCAUAUAUAAUGUGCCUAAUGCGUAGGCUAAUGCUGGAAAUUCCUAUCAUAUCUAAUGUGCCUGGCUUUCAGUUUCUUUUGUUGAUGGUGUCAAGACUCGUCGAUACUGGGAUAUUCGCAGAUACUGGGCUGACUGGCGGGGAAAAGUGGUUGACCUUUUGUAUUAUGAUGUCUGUUGUCACAUCCUGGGCUUCUUUGUCGCUCUGAACCACCCACAUUGUCAACUUGUGGUCAUCUGAUUGGCUCAAUCCACAUUUUCAUUUUGUAGAGAAACCUGAUUGGCUCUACCCACAUUGUCAAUUUAUAGAGAUCUGAUUGGCUCCACCCACAUUGUCAACUUGUGGUUAUCUGAUUGGCUCCAUCCACAUUGUUGAUUUGUAGAGAUUUAAUUGGCUUAACCCACAUUGUCAACUUAUGGAGAUCUGAUUGGCUCCAUCCACAUUGUUAACUUAUGGUAAUCUGAUUGGCUUGACUCUUUGCCUUCAGUGGCGUGCAUCUCUGUACUUACAACCUUAGUGUCACUAAACACAAGAAGAUUGUCAACAUUUGCCUGACGGAAGUCGCUGGUUCCUGGUGACCUUUGACCAUUGCUUGUGUGACAAGGUGGGCCCCUCGUCCCCUCCUCUCCUACCCGUAUGUGUUGGUGAGAUGAUUUGAUCGUAAUUUUUCCCCUCGUUGGAACGUCAUAAUCUUCUGGUAGACAGCUGUUGUGACGGUUAAGUCAUGGAAUGUGGCUUGUGUCUUCGUAAAUAAUGUCACAGCGACAGAGACAUACAUGGAAACGUACGUAGAAUAGGCUGUCCCAACACCACUGACACAUACGUGGAAACAGAGUAGAAUAAUUUAUCCCAAACACCACAGAGACAUACGUGGAAAGGUACGUAGAAUAGUUUAUACUCACCACUAGAGAGACAUAUGUGGAAGCAUACGUAGAAUACUUUAUCCCCACCACCACCACACAAAUGUAUGUGAAAACGUAGUAGAAUAGUUUAUGCUCGCCACCGCGACAGAGCCAAAGACAUCAAUGUGGAAAGAUGUGUAGAAUAGUUUACUUUCAGCUGUCCCCCUUAUUCCACAUGGCCCUAUUUGUGUUUAUUUUUAGAAUUAGAAAUGACAAUUCAUUUCUUUAGGGAAAUAGAGACGUGUUGGACAUUAAGGUAGCAGUUUGGUACCUAGGGCAUUGAACAUUAUGUGUAGGUAGCUAGGCCAUUGAACAAUAUAUGUAUAUUCUUAUAUCAAGGAAGUGGAAAGAUGUUAUUGUACUUACAUUUUUGUACAAAAAACAUAGUACGGACCGGUGGUGAAAUGAAAUGAAUAUCGUCUCUUGUGAAUGUAGCAUAUAUUCUGUAGUCACUGAGUCAGUCAUGCAGCGAUAGUGUCACCAUCACAUAGUUCAGCGUGGGACAUUGUUGUAGUAAGUUAUAGUUUUAUCACUAUCACAUAGUACACUGUAGAACAUAUGUAUAGUUAUAGUUUAAUCACUAUCACUUUGUAACAGUGUAUGACAUUGUUACAGUUUUAUCACCACCACAUGGUAACAGAGUAUGACAUUGUAAUUGUUUUAUCACCACCACAUGGUAACAGUGUAGGACAUUGAUACAGUUUUAUCGCCACCACAUAGUAACAGUGUAGGACAUUGAUACAGUUUUAUCACCACCACAUAGUAACAGUGUAGGACAUUGAUACAGUUUUAUCGCCACCACAUAGUAACAGUGUAGGACAUUGUUACAGUUUUAUCACCACCGUAACCAGUUAUCAUGAGGGUUAUUUCAUAAAUCCAGGAAGGAGUCUUUAAGUCUUGCAGUACGUGUUUUGUAUACACAAACAAAACUGUGCCGAGGGUGGAGAUGUAAGUUUGUACUUGAUGCUCCCGACCACUGCUGUGAGCCAUCGAGGUUACUCUCUUGUGUAACGAGUGGAGUGAGCACUUCAUGGAGGUUGUAGUUUUACCCAUAUCACAACCCCCAUUUCAG
Aplysia californica (California sea hare) is the source of this 3963-nucleotide messenger RNA. RefSeq names its product guanine nucleotide-binding protein subunit alpha-13. The transcript is spliced from 4 exons. Gene Ontology annotation, cellular component: brush border membrane; heterotrimeric G-protein complex. Gene Ontology annotation, biological process: adenylate cyclase-modulating G protein-coupled receptor signaling pathway; Rho protein signal transduction. Lineage: Eukaryota; Metazoa; Mollusca; Gastropoda; Aplysiida; Aplysiidae. The coding region runs from base 111 to 1193 and encodes 360 amino acids. The record is from RefSeq and is a predicted model, not a curated record. Gene Ontology annotation, molecular function: GTPase activity; D5 dopamine receptor binding; G-protein beta/gamma-subunit complex binding.